Messenger RNA from Peronospora farinosa, 3861 nucleotides. The record is from the annotation of a GenBank genome assembly. NCBI's taxonomy places the organism in Eukaryota, Oomycota, Peronosporomycetes, Peronosporales, Peronosporaceae.
AUGUCGGAUAGUCAGGAGGACGUGACAAUGCAGGAGAGAGACGCGGCUAAAGACAUUUCAGAUGAAGAAGAAGCUGAGUGGUCUCCUAAUGCAAUUGAAGACGAGGAAGAAGACGAGGAAAUGGAAGAGAGCGACGGCAUUGAGAGCGAAGACUUUGAUGCUGUUGGCUCUUUCUUCGAUCUCAACAGUUCGCGCACCCGUAAACCAACUCGUCAGUUGAGAAAUGGAUUCACAAAGAUGCCAAAGAAACGCAAGGUCAUGUCGGGACGGACCGAGCGCUGGAAUCGCCGUCGCAAGAUCGCAGACGUGCUGGACGACGCAGAGCUCGAACAAAGUACACGCAAAGCUCGUGAAGCAGAAGCAAAGCGAGCUCAGAGAAUUGACGCUAUAUUGGGAAACUUUUCAGCCUUAUCAGAGGAUCAGCUGGCGGUGCCUGAUAAAAAGAAAGAGAAGAAAUUGUGUCUAAACCCAUCGGCGGGAGAGAUGCCUACAGGUGAAGAAGGAUCAGAGGACGCGCCAAUUUUUGCAUACAAUGAUCUGGUCGAUAAGCUAAAACCUCACCAGGUUGACGGUGUCAGGUUUUUAUGGAGUCAUGUUGCAGUGGAACCGGUGGGUUUUGGUUGUGUAUUGGCAGAUUUUAUGGGUCUGGGUAAGACAUUACAGGUAAUUACGACAGCGCAGGCGUUUUUGUCGAAGAGAAUUAUGGAUGAGAACGGAAAGUUAAAGCAAAGACAUAAGCACGUGCUGAUCCUUGCUCCAACGAUUUGUGUUCGAAACUGGGAAGCCGAGAUUGUCAAGUGGCUAGGCAAAAAGGAAGCACGACGUCUUGGACUGUUCACGUUGGAGUCAAGCCGAGAAAAGAAAAUGAACGAUCGUGUCUUUGUUGUGAAGAAGUGGUACAAGCGUGGUGGCAUUUUGAUAAUGGGAUACGAGCUGUACCGUCUUUUGGUAUUGCAGUCCAGUGGCGAGGAGAAGAUAUCUGCUGGGAAUCAAAAGUACGCGUAUUUGAUGAAACAGGUAUAUGCAUGCUUGAGCGACCCGGGACCAGAUCUUAUUGUGCUGGAUGAAGGCCAUCGUGUUCGUAAUCACAAGUCAAAAAUGGUGAAAGCACUCGCUCACGUUAAAACGACACGACGCAUAAUCUUAACAGGCUACCCACUUCAGAAUCACCUGGAGGAAUACUGGACGAUGGUAAAUUUUGCCCGACCGAACUAUCUUGGCUCUUUGGAUGAAUUUAAAAAUCGAUACGUAGCCCCAAUCACGAAUGGACAGUGCAUUGAUAGCUCCGAAGCCGACUUGCGGCUGGCACGGCACCGGGCAUUUGUCCUAACGCGCGAGUUAAGGCCUUUAGUACUCCGUCGCGAUCAGCAAUAUCUUUUUAAGCAGCUACCACCUAAGAAGGAAUAUGUGCUAAUGUGCAAACUAACCGACGCACAAGCACAAUUAUACCGAGAAUUUCUUCGCAGUGGUGUUCCAACUCGUGGCGACUCGCAACAGGUGGAUGUCCUUGGUGGCUACCAUAUUGCACUGGCUAUCUCGAACCACCCUGAUGUCAUUUACGAAACGUACAAGAGACUGGAGAAAGAGGAGCAGAACAAAGCUAGCAUAAAAUCAAAACGCAAUGAUGUCUUGGAAAUUUUUGGGGUUGAAGAUGGUGGCAACGCUUUUGAUCCGUAUGAUGACGGCCCGAGCCAGAGCGCUCCCAUGUCCGGUACCUUUAGAGCUAAUUCACCAGCAGAGUCUCGCGGUCCGCGCGUGAACAAUGACGACGAUGACGACGAUGACGACAGUGAGGCAGCACUUUUGAAUAUGCUAGAUGCCCCUAGUAGUGCUGCGCCACAAACUAAGCCAACAGCUGUUGCAAGAAGUCAUCGUUUAAAAUUUGCUCAAGAUUUUGUCGAAAACUAUGUCCCGAACCAGCUCGAAUCCAGUGGCAAGAUGAUGAUCCUUAUGGAACUUCUGUCAGCGUGCCGAGACGUUGAUGAUCGUGUGAUCAUAUUUUCGCAGAGUAUUCCUACGCUAGAUGCUAUCGGAGUAACAAUCUCCAAGCACAACAAGUAUCAGCGGCGCCAUGCCAAACGCUUUAAUUAUCUGCGUAUUGACGGAAGCACGUCCCAACAAGACAGAUUUCGACAGAUCGACCAGUUCAACGACCUCGAAGAGGAUAUCGACAUAAUAAUGAUCUCGACGAAAGCUGGCGGCGAGGGAAUUAACCUGUGCGCUGGCAAUCGAAUUAUCAUGUUUGAUGUGUGCUGGAACCCAUGCAAUGACUCACAGUCUAUGUGCCGAUCGUACCGGUUUGGCCAGACUAAACCCGUUUUCGUAUACCGCUUUGUGUCGAUGGGUACCAUGGAGAAGAAGGUAUACGACUUGCAAAUUCGCAAAGAAGGCGUUGCUAAGCGUAUUGUGGACGAAAAAACGACCGAAAGAAAGUUCAUGUCCUCUGAGUUGCAAAAGUACUUUAGCAUUAAGGACUUCGAAGAUUCUUUGUUGCACGCGCAAGGCAAGGCAGUAAAUGAUGAAGAAGUUAUUAUCGAAGCAAUUCCUCAUGAAGACUCAGUGCUAACGAAUAUUUUGACAGAAAUGCAACACAGAACUACCACUCCAGCUAACAUCUCUACUGAAAAUGUAGAAAGUACUGCUGCUGAAAUGUUGGCCGACAGGAGAUGCAUCAUAGAUUGGUUUGAGCAAGAUACGAUGUUUGAAGAAGAUUUGGACCAACAGUGCACACCAGCUGAGCAGAAGGAAAUUUUGGAAAGCUAUACCUACUUUAAAGCUGUACGGACACUGCGCAGCGGAGGAACUCAUCUUUUAAGUCGUGAGGGUGUGCUGAUUAAGAAUUGUGACUAUUGCCGAGUAUCGAACGAGAUUUAUCCGACAUCAACUACGAGCGUUCCAGUGCCUUCGAAAAUUGAAUGCAUUUAUUGCAAGCAGUCUAUUGCAACUGCCGGGGCAGUCCCUCCGUUACAAAACCCAGAUGCUGGGUACUCGUUUAUAGGGCACAUGCCUCGGGUUCCGAUUCCAGCACAAGAGACUGUGACGGCUACUACAGCAGUUCUACGUCCACCUGGAGCAGCAGCCUCAGCCCUUCCACUCGCACCAACUACAAUAGGUGUUGCUCCAAGUGUAAGUGCUCAAAGUGGUGGCAGAAUAUUGCCUCCCCACAUGCAGAUUAUAUUCGAUCAGCAAAAGAGAGCGGACAAGAACACUGAGGAACAGCGAGCCCAGCUGUUUGCUCGGCAGAGGGCCGAGCAGCAGCGCAAGAAAGCUGAGAUUGCAGCAGCGGUACGGAAGCAGGAGCGGUUAAGUAUGAAGCUGAGUGACCGGCAUUUACUUAUACUUCGGCGAGGCAUAAAGGGGUGUCAAGACCUUAAGCGGGAGGCAGAGGAAUGUGGGGCAGCAUUGGCGAUCGAGGUCAACUCGCAACUUACGGAUAUUGUAAGUGCGAUGACCCCAGCAGAAACAUAUAAGUGGCUCAAGCUAAGCAAGCUUCCUGGUGAUGUGGAACUCCACGAUGACACCUGGUUGCGAAACGAAAUCGCAAAAGAGAAAGGAUUGCCGCUAAUCCCUGUUAAGUCAAGUUCGAAUUUGACCGUAAAGCCCCAAUCAGCUAUUACAGCUGCUACUGCCGCUAAUUUUAUGGCCUGUACUGCUCCAGCCCUCGCUCCCACAGAUACGCCGACUUAUGGUCAUAGUUCACAGACAACGGUCGACAGCAGCAGUGAUUAUAUUGAACUUUUGGGCUCGGAUGAUGACGACCUUCCGAAGACAAGUAUUAGCAACGGACCAGCAGCAAAUGACCACAAUAACGGUGAUAACGCUACCGUUGUUGACGUAAAUGACGUCAUUGAAAUAUUGUAG